Molecule: messenger RNA, 1413 nt
Organism: Anopheles marshallii
Lineage: Eukaryota; Metazoa; Arthropoda; Insecta; Diptera; Culicidae
Product: pickpocket protein 28-like
Exons: 5
Coding region: 1-1413 (470 amino acids)
Biological process (GO): sodium ion transmembrane transport
Cellular component (GO): membrane
Molecular function (GO): ligand-gated sodium channel activity
Source: RefSeq, a predicted model, not a curated record
AUGGUGUACCGUUUUUCCUUUACGAAGGCUAUCCAAAAUGUUCUCGCGCAUACGAGCUUACAUGGUGUGUUCCAUCUUGUCCAUAAACGAAGCACGUACAUUGAAAAAUUGAUAUGGUUUGGGAUCAUUUCGAUGGCACUGUUCGCCGGAUGUUACAAUGUUGGAAGUUUCUGGGUUCGCUACUGGACCAACCCCACCGUGAUAGCACUGGAUCGCGACUAUCAUCUAUGGAAUACUACAUUUCCCAGCCUUACCGUGUGUUUCCAGAAGCGACUAAAUGAACAGGCGCGAGACGAAAUGUUGGCUAGUAUUGAUCCUGAGCUAGCACCUAGAUAUGGGGAAUUUAUUGAAACGCUUCUGGAGAGCGAUAUCGAAAAUGUGGGUCGCUUGGCUGAGUUUGAUGAGUUCGAAGGAGUCGAUUUGAGGGAGCUACUGAACGAGCUUACCGAUCGACCGAACGCUAUCAUCACGAUGGAGGGUGAUCUGCAGGGCACAUUGAUACGAUCGUUAACGGAAAUGGGCAUAUGUUACACGUUCAACACGGCUAUUGGUAGGUACCUGAGCAUAGACACGUUUACCGGAGACGAAAAGCUGUACGAAGUUAGUGUUUUCAACGGGGAAGCUUCAGCAACGAUAUCCAACUGUACGUCUAACGCUAAUAUUUACUUCCACAGUCCAUACGAAAUGCCGACGAUCAGGAAAUCGCUUUUAGUCGAGCGUGGGUUUUUCACAUUUACCAAAAUGGACUUCAACGCACUUGCCAUCACUUCCGUUCGUGCUUUGAGAAGCUUGAGCAUAAAGCAGCGGAAGUGUCGAUUUCCGCAUGAGUCAAACCUGAAGUUCUUUCCAGAGUAUUACUCCUAUGGGCUAUGUCUACUCGAGUGUAAAUUCUACUUGUUCCUGAAGCACUGCGAUUGUAUUCCGUACUUUUAUCAAAUAGCAGAUCCCUCAAGAUAUUGUAAAUUAACGCAGUUAGCGUGUGUGGAGCUGUACCAAAGCUACAUUUCCUUUCUAACGGCUGACGAACUGCGGGAAAUCUUCGGUGCUUGUAAUUGCAUGAAAAACUGUGACGAUGUCACGUUCACGCUGCAGCAGUACGGUUCAACUUUCUGGUUCAAUGAUCCAGUUAUUAAGUGGAGCAUUCGCAUCCCAAAAAUACGCUACAGCCGGAGGAUCAUCUACGACUUUAUCGACGCGAUGGUUUCUACAGGAAGCAUAUUGGAGUUUUUCUUCGGUUUCAGCAUCAUCACACUGAUCGAGCUUGCAUACUUUUCGAUGAGAAAUUUAAUUUUGUCAUGUCUUCGCAUCAAAAAGAUACGCACAAUGUGCAAACGCAAACAAAGAAAAGUAAAAAAUGUUACGCAUCAGGCUAUCAUUAAAAAGACACCGCACAAUGCAGUAGCGGUGAAGUAA